Messenger RNA from Tympanuchus pallidicinctus (lesser prairie-chicken), 9873 nucleotides. RefSeq names its product mirror-image polydactyly 1 (gene MIPOL1). Bases 218 to 1480 code for a protein of 420 amino acids. The record is from RefSeq and is a predicted model, not a curated record. The transcript has 13 exons. Lineage: Eukaryota; Metazoa; Chordata; Aves; Galliformes; Phasianidae.
GCCCCGCCCUCAGACCGCGGCCCCACCGCCGGCCCUUGCACGCUGCGUGCUUGUGGGGGUGGUGCGUUCGGCCCUCCUCCUGCCGCGGCCGCAGCUCUCGGGCUUUGUUGUGAAGGCUGCACGCCGGCAGCUUGCCCGCGGGGGAGGAGCGCGCAGCUCUGAAAUGUUGGAGGAAAAACUGGAGCUAGUGCCAGAUCAAACAACUUGAGAAGAACAAAUGGAGAACUUGUCUGAAGAAACCCACAACCUGGGACAGAAAGGAGAAGACUUCUGUGCAGAAUUUCAAUUUCAUCCAAAUUCCUCCAGAAAAGCGGAUUUUUUCAUCCAAGCAGAAGAUGAAGCACUGAAACUUUCAGAUUUGUUAGUAACCAGUCAAGGAAGAUCUCCAAAUAUGUGUGCGCAGUUCAGUUCCAGUCCUGGAGAAUCAAGUGGUGCUGUAGGAAGUAGAGGGAAAAUACUCCCUGAAUUUAUAUCUUCAAGGGAAGAUCCCACAGGUUUUGGUGGAAAGACACAAACUUCAUUCCUCCUAAAAGAAUUGGACACUCUAAGGGCCAAAAAUAAAAAGCUUCAAGAUGAGGUGUUGGAAAAGGACAAGGAAUUGAAGACAAUAAAACUGGACUUAGAACUGCAAGAGAGAGCUACAGAAGCUAAGAUUGCAGAAAAGAUUGCAGCUCUGGUUGAAGAAGUUUAUUCUGCUCAACGGGAACGUGACAAGGCUGUCAUGGCAAGGCUUAGGUUAGCCAACGAAGAGAGAGAUGAAGCAUUUCUACGAGUCCGGCGUUUAGAAGAGUCACUCAAAGAGCUAGAAAAUAUUAACCCUGAAGAAAAUGACAUGACAUUACAGGAAUUACUGAACAGAAUAAACAAUGCAGACACAGGGAUAGAUAUACUCAAGAAUGGAGCUAUAAUUCUGAAUCGAAUACACAGGACCAAAGAACGUAAAAAGAAAAUAAUAGCUGAGGAAAUGAACACAGUGAUAGAACAACGGGAUGCUGCUUUGUCUCAAUGCAAACGGUUAGAGCAGGAGCUUCAUCAUCUGAAAGAGCAGAACCAGACUUCAGCAAACAACACGAGACAUCUGACUGCUGAAAACAAUCAAGAACGUGCUCUGAAGGCAGAACUGAUAGCCCUGCAACAAGAAAAAGAAGCCACUCUUCAGCAGUGCAGAAAGUUAGAAGAAGAAAUCCAGAGAUUGCAUGUACAUUACAGUUUACACAAACCUGUGUCUCAAGGAGUGAGCCUGAAUGACUGGCUUCACUGUGCUUUCAUUACUUCUGAAGGUGGCCUGAAAGACAGGGACGACAUUGUGACCAUUACCUAUGGCCAGCUUAAGGACCUGGCAGCUCAGCUGCAGCAAUCUCAGUCCGAGCAGCAGGACACCGAGCUGAAGCUUCAGAAGGCCUUGGAGGCUUUGAAGGAGGCCAAUGAGAAGGUUCAGAAUGUCUGCAGUGUAUUUCAAGAGCAACUAGGAAUUGGCUGAUAAUAUAUUGCAGGGACCUAAUGAGAGUUCUUCUUGAGUUGGAAAGGCUGGUGGACGUCCUGAGGAAGAAGGUUGGAGCAGGGACCAUUAGGACCGUGAUCUGAUUGAAAGCUUCAGUCUAAGGAAGCAUUCACAUCUGGUGACCAGGCUGCUUCAUUCAGCACUGUGUAAACACUAAAGCCUUAACUUAGCAAACAGUUGUUAGAAGUGGGACACUCCAGCGACAUUCCAAGCUGAGAUAAAAUCAAAUCAUAAAUGUUUAACUACUUUGCUGCUGAGUUCUGUGAUUUGUUGAAAUGUUUCACUGCAAACAUAUAUUUGUUUUUAAGCAGAUGCAUUGUGGCUCUGUGUACUAUGAAAAAUGAUGUAGAUGCUUAUUUUAACAGUCUGUUCCAUCAGUGUAACUAGACUACAGUCUGCUGCAAGCAAGGCACAGCUUGACCGUGUGUUCAAAUACCUCCAGCUUCAGGUGCAAAAUCCUGGAAAACAGCUUCAAAAUUUGAAUCCCUUGUGUUAUUUAUGAAACUGCAAACAGUCUGGUAUUUGUAUAUUAAAUGCAGUAUUUGAUAAAGUAAGUUUACGUUCAAGAAAUAGUUCUGUCCACUGUGUUGGAGAUUUUUUUCCUCUUUACUUACAGCCCAUUGCAGCUAAUAACCAUAGCUACAUCUAAAGGAAGGAUGCACUUAUAGCUUUAUACAACACUUGAAUAACUGCUGGAGUACAUGGUAUUUUCAGCAUACCUUCUAAAGAAGUGUAUAGCUAGGUUUCACUGGAGGAACAACUGCAUAAAUAAUCAUAAAUCGCUGUGUGAAAGCCUUGAGACAUUGUGGGGUAUCUCAGACAGUGGGGAAGGUUUCCUGGUUUGUUUUCAGUUACUCCUCUGUCCUUCCCUAUAGGGUAAAUCCUUCAGAUGUUCAGAAAUCACCUUACGGUCAAAACGCAUCUAUUUGUUGUAAGGUGAGUGGCUCAGACAUUUCCUGCAAGAAUGUUUUCCCAGCUUUAUUUUGACCUCUGAUUGCUCUGCAAUGCAGGAGUACCAUCCUGGUUGGAUUUGGGGCCAGAAUGCCAGCCCUCUGCUUUGCUGACUCCCAAAGUGCCCUGGGAGAAAACUUGAAUGCUGAAGGACAAAAGAGGAAAGAAACAGAGGAGUGGGGAAGAAAAUUGCAGGUACACAGUCAUUGUAGACAUUACCCAAAGAUAUAGGAGAGUUGGCCCUAGAUGUAUAUUUGGGAACCAAAUAUCUCCAUGUACUCCAUAUUUUUAUCACACAAGCAAAUGCGAACUAAAGAGUCAGCUCAAGGCAGCUGCCUAACAAAUCUGGCCCCUUGCAGGGAAAUGAGUAGCAUUCCUUCAAGCCAAAUUUAUCCAGGGUCACUUCAGAAACUCCUGAUGAGCUCCUUUUUGACCUUCGUUCAAUCCUGAGAUAGCCAGUGAGACUGAAGUCUCUCCACAUGUAUUCAGUGGGAUGAAAGUUUCAUGCUUCCAGUCCAGAAGCCCAUCAACCCAGCACCCAGCCCCUUCCAACUCUCUACAGUGCUCCCAUUCUGCAUUCAGACAACUCAAUGCUCUUUUUUCCAUUGUCUUCAUUGAACCUUGGAUCACUAAUAGAAAGAAAAGAUCGCCUGAGCUGUCAGCACUGUUGAAGCAGUUCUGCUUGAGGAAAUGGUAUAACCUAAUUUUUCUACUACAAAAACAUCGAACAGCCAUUCCUGUUUGUACCAUUUUUUCAUCCCUUAUGAUUUUAUGUAUUUUUCAUCAUUCACUCACCCAUCUUCCAGACAGAAGCCCGAGUCUCUCAUAGAGGAGCUGUCUCAUGUUUUCAACUUGCCUUGUCAUGCUGAUCUAUUUCUUUUCUAGUUCUUCGGUGUUUUUACCAAGAUAGAGCAGGAUUUGUGCAUGGUAUUCAAGCUGUGACUUUAACAGAUGUCAUAAUUAUGUUUUCUGUUUUAUUCUUCAAGCUAUUUGUAAUUGUUUAAGCAUUAGAAUUUCUUUAGGAAAGCUUAUGUCUUUUAAGUUAGUACUUGUAUAAUAAUAAUAACUUUAGAUCUUAUUCUUCAGUUAUAAUAUCCAGUUCAGGAUUCAUCAUGGGGUGUACAAGAUCAGAACAGAUCAAAACCAUUUUCUGAACGUUCAGCUGCUGUAUUACUAUGCAUUCCCUGACUGAUUACCACUUGUUCCUAUUCUGCAGCUCAUCCUCAGCAAUGAUAAUUCUUUAGGAAAUAUCAUUUAUCUCCAGAUUAUCCCCUUUUUCAAGGCAAUUUCUUAUGGCCUUGAAAUAAGUUGAACAGCAUGGUCUCUGACAAAGAUUCCUAUAGGACAGUAAGUUAGUUUAUAUUCACUGUGAAAAUGAUACAUUUAUUGUUAGCUGUUGUUUUGAACUAACUUUUAACUACAUAUUUUUCCGUGUGAAGAUUUUCCAUCUUACUCCUUUGGCAACUGUGUUGAGGGAGCUUGUUUGUUGCUUGGGAAAUGCAAGUUUACUUAAUCACGGCUUGUUUUCUAUGCAUGAAUGUGCUAGGUUCCUCCUCCCCAUGUGUAUCAGAAUUUCUCACCUUGCCCCAAAUCCUUCCUCCUCUGAGCCAAUUACUGUGUGAGUGCAGGCUCUGUAUAGCACAGCUGUUGGCCCUCCCUCCCCUUGCAUCAGCUGGCUUUGUUUAGGAACGUAGCAUCAGCAUACUUCUUAUUGUGGGUGUUACUUGAUUAUGUACAUUUAUAUGGUAAAUUUGCUACAUUAUUUUCUUUUUGACAUGCUAUACCUAAGAUAAAAAAAUAUUUCCUGAUUCUGUCUUACAUCUUGUACCAAGUGACCAUGAGAUGUAAUGAGCUUUUAAGUUAGCUUUUUUUUUAUAUCACCCUGCACAUGUUACUUUGAAUCAUAAUUAAAUUAGGCAUCAAUUUUUAAAAUUCAGAUAGAAAAGUUUGUUUUCUUUUGGAAAAAGCCUUGGGAAAUUGGCUGUGCUGGGAGGUGAAGAUUCUGAAGCAGUUGGGCUCUGUCUCCUCCUUGCUCAUAGCAUGGUGUGUGGUCCUCAACAAAUCCUGCAGUGACUGUUGUAAAAGGCAUGAAGACCCUCAAGAGGCCCACGGGCACCCUGGGGGGGAUCUCAGGCACCUCUGUAGGUUAAUGGCAAAACACUUUCACUUCUUCACCCGCUGUAGUGAAUGACAAAGGUUGGGCAGUUCCAGAAAUAGAGGCCUAGCCCUUGGUGCCUUCAGGUGGAUUUCUGGCCUCAGUGAACUCAGUCUGAGUUUUGUCUUUCAGUGUAAUGAGGGCAGGAACUCUGAUCUGACAUGUAGAAAUAGGCAAUAAUGAUAACACAGAUUAAUUGGCUUUUGUUGUGCAGUUUAUUCAGUGAGAAGUGAUUGAUGUCUGUGAAAUGUUCUGAAGGCAGAGAAAACCUGCUCUAUAUAGCAGAUAUGGAGAAGUCACUUCUGUCCUAACUUGUGGAGAAAGAUGAGCUUGCAUCAGAUUAAGUAACAGAAAUAGCAGUUUGUUUUCCUCCCGGUGAUGAAAGAUGGCUCACCAUGGGCAAUACUUAUGGUGACAGUUGUAAUUACUGGUCAAAUUAGUGUCCCUGUUGUUUUGAAGAGCACUGAGAUAUUCAGGAAUACUCAACCCCUGUGAGAUUUCCUGUGUUUCUCUUGAUGAUCCUGCAGCAUGCUUGCAUUGGGAGCCAUUUCUGCAAUAUGCCAGGGUAAAAUAUGUAAAUAGCAUCAUGUUGGCUUGGGAUAAAAGCGUUAUUAAUGCUUUUCGGCACUGUAAUUAUAUUCAUAGUAAGCCUUCCCUAAGCCCACACUAAUUAACAAUAUUAUGACAAAUCAACUUUAACUGAAAAGAACUGUGAACCUUUAGUCAUUUAGUACUGUUUUCAUUCAGCCCAUAACCCAAAAUCAGUAGUGUGGUUUUCUGCACGAGUGCCAGAAAAACUACAGAUACUUGCAAAGUUCAGAGCCAGAUCAGUCAUGUUUGCAGAAUCCCAGAGAUGAAGUCAGUUUGAUUCUGCUUUAAAUAUAUUCACAAUAAAGCAAGAUUCACUAGUUAACCAUUAAUAUAGGGGAACAUGAAAACAGCUCUUAUGAAUAAGCCAUCAUAUUUAAAUAGUUUAGUAAAGUCAUUAUGUUGUCACUGGCAUACUUGUUUAUCUAUUUAUUUCAAAUCACAGGACACUUUACAGAUAUUCACCUUAAUUUUCAAAUUAAAUGGCUUUAUAAAUUUUCUUAUCAAAUGAUCAAGAAUUAUAACAUCCUUAAUCCAUGUACACAAAUGAACUUGCUAUCUAAAUGUCAAUAUUCUUCUGUGCUAUUAUCUUCUUCAUUUAGAACACUUCCUGAUGAAGGCUGCUAGCAUUUUUUUCUUCUUCUUUUUAAUUUGUGUGCCACAAGAUUUUUGUCACUUGCAGGAAUAAGCUGCAAUACACAUUAAGUCUCUCACUGACAGUUUCUCUCAUAUUGAUCUCACUAUGAUCACAGUGUUAUGCUGACUAUUAUUAUUGUACCAUUUCACAUCAGGUCUACAGAGCUGGACUUCCCUUGUUUGUUUUUCUCAUGCAUUGGUAAAUAAAAUGCAUUCACAAGUCCAAAAAACAAAGUGGUGUUCUCAUAUUAGGUUGAUUAUAAGUCAGCUGUUGAGCUUCACUGGUCUAAACAUUUCAUUCUUCAGUUUUGUUGGGAGCACACGUGUUCUGGGAGGCUUUUAAACAAAUGCUUGAAAUGGUUGAAAGAUUUACAUUGCUGGUGCCUAGCUAAAUAUGUAGUCUUUAGAAAAGACAUGGUUUAUUUUGGCACCAUUUGAAAAACUCAAAUAUUUUAAACAUUUGUUAAGUUUGAGCUUGCACAUUUCAACGAAAAGUUUGCAUUCCAAAAUUACAUCUCAGAUUACCUGUCUCUCUCUCUCUUUUGUAUUUUGUAAUCCUUUUAUUAAAAUAGUCUUUGUAAAAGAAGUUCAUUUUUGAGGGGAGGUGUUUGUUUGGUUGGUUUUUUUAAUUUGUAAAAUAUUGCCUUUACCUUAAUCAAUUUUUAAGGUAACAUUUACCUGGUAACUCUAUUCAACUAAACUUCAGAAAUGCAACUACAGAAUGCUUUCAGAAUUUAGAUCUUCAUGUGAGUGGCCAAGGCUUGUUUGUAAAAUUAGUCAAAUACAAGAAUUCUGGCCAAAUCCUGCAGAGCUUCAACUUAGUCGUUCUGAAUGCUAAGAUAAAUAAGUAGUAACCCUAAUGUUAGGGGUGCAGGGCCAGACAAUAAAGAGAGCAGGUUGAAUGAGUACUGAACUGAUAAAAUAGAACAGCUCAGGGAAAAAGAAAACCUUUUGCCUGGAGUUGUUUUUCUUUUUGGUCUUUCCCUCCCUUGGCUGGGGGAGGGGCUGCAAUGUUUAGCCUAAAUUUUUAUUUUAAAAUCAACUUCUACCUUUGGUUUUCCCAUAGGAUUUAACCUGAAAGUUGUACUGAAUCUUAAAAAAUUGAGAACGUAUAAAUUGAAAACAGUAUAUUUUGUAUAAAUCCUGACAGAUUCCCAGUUCAACAAACACUUGAGCAUACCACUACAAUUAUGCACGUGCUUUGGUGCGUUGCCCAGUCAACAGCCAACUGCAAAGGGUCACACGCCUUUCUGCGAAGCUGUCAUCAGGAGGAGUUUGGCGUGUUUCCUCCAUGGUUACCUGGAGCCAAAGGUCGAAACAGUGCCACAUUCACAGGAGUUCCUAAGCAUUUGAAUGGCUUCUGAACGUGCUAUGGCAGAUCCAUUGUCAUAUAGUGAAAUAGCAACGUACCUGGCAGAAUUCGUCACACCUGAUAAACCUUGCAGAAUACAUUACAUGAAUUUAAGAUGAUUACUGGACAUACAUGAAUAUGAAUACUGUAUUUCACAUAUGACUGAACAAUGACAUGAUUUCCUGAAGAAUUCAAAAGGUGGAAGCUAUGCGUUUGAGGUUUUUUGUUUCGUUUUGUUUUUGAUAAAGUAUAUUACUAGAACUACUACCAAAGCCAAAUUCAUAACAGAAAAGGAAAAUACAAAAAUUUAAGACGGAAAAAUGAAAAUUUAGUUUAGUGCUAUUCUAAUUUAUUGUCUGUAACCUCAAGACCUUUGCUCACAAUUUUUUACUUUCACUGAAGUAGUGCCACUAUUUCACAAAUUCUUUCUUUUCAGAUAAGUAAACAGUUUUCAAAAAUGAGAAAUGAGUCUAAGUUGAAAUCAAGCAAGAUUUCAUACACUUCUAUGUGACACUUAGCUUUUCAAAAAGUUAACUAAUAUCUUCACUUGGAUGUUUGGAUUAUUGAGAGAACAUGCACAGCUCAGAUGCAGCCUAUGUGGAAGUAUACUAGAGUAGAAAUAGAAUAAAAAAUGGUAGGUUUCUUCAUCAACACAUGGUUUCCAAACAUUAGUGGUACACUUAAGCAAAAGAAGACACAGGAGAUAAAAUUUGCAGUGUGAUCUGCUAUGGCAUUUGUUAUAUCAGCAUGCUUUGAAAUGGAGGUGCAUCAAAUGAAACACUUGAAGCUAUGACCUCCAGACUGGCAGACCAGUUCUACCACUUAACUGUAUUCUCUCUGGUGAGGAGAGAUUACAGCUUUGCACACAAGUCAAAAAUAUAGAGCUCUGUAUCAAUGUCAUAGGAUAUGGAGCUGUAGGGCUCCAAAACAGCAUAUCAUGAUUUUCAUACCUGGAGUUAUGAGUUCUCAAUGUGUGAUCCAGUCAGCAUACUGAGAAAGAUGUAGGUAAAUCCAAGUAAGUAGAAUCCAAGUAAAAGCUGUGAUUUACUUGGAUUCUACUUCCUACAAGGACAUGGAAGGCAUACAUCAGGACGCCAGGACUGGUCAGCGCUGAAGCUGCAUAAUAGCAAAGUGCAAGUUAGAAAUUACAUUUUGAACAGAACAGCAGAAGAGUAGUACGAGAAAAAAAAAUUGCAUGAGUGUGGAAGCAUAGUCUGCUUCAGAUGGAAAAAAAGGAGGAAAAUUUAUUGCAAUAAGCAACAGAAAUACUUCACUUUGCAGACACACAGAGGUGUUGAAAAUGUCAGGGAAGUCAUAGCACAACACGGAUUCUGAAGUCUUUGAGUGUAGGUGUCUCACUGAAGCUGAAGUUGAUGUGAGAGUGUGAGGAUAAGAAAAAUGCUGAAAUUUGGUUGUGUUCAGUUUGUUCACUGAAUUCUUGUUUGAUAUGACAAGAUAUCUCAGUUCUAAAUUUUGAAUAAAACAACAUUCCUAAUUAACAUUUAGCUGGUUUGGUCACUGUGUAGCCAAUAUGUACAGUUGGCAGUGUCCCCCCUGCUUCUCUCAGGUUGAGCAAUAGAAAUCACACCUGUCCUAUCGCUAAAGCUUUUUUGUUAUAAAGAAGCAUACAUUUAAUAUCACCAAAAUGGUAAAUAUUGAACCUUCUUAAGGUUUUCAUUAAGAAAUCUUAGCACACAUAUAAAAGAAAGUGAAAAACAAUAGCACUUUCUCCCAGUGAUAGGUUUCUUCACACAGGGGAUGAUCAGAGUUGGUCACAAUGAAUGGAGGAUGUUCCAAGCAGAUUUUAACACCUCUACUGCAGGUAUUGUGUGUCCAUAUGUCAGUUUUACUGUGGCUUGGGUGUGUGAAAUGCCAUCACCCACAGCUCUUUGUCAUGUCUCUAACAGUCGCCACUCUGCCUUUCAGAGCCACAGCUUCAUCUGUCCCAUAGAGUAGUUCUCCAUUCUGACCCAGAGGCAUUGCUUAUGGAACUUGCUGCUCCCAUGUGUGGUAAUUUUGAACUGGUAGGUUGAAGUGCAGGAGAGGGUCAGAGAUGUGCAAACUUGCAUUGUGCUCUGUGUUGAGCAAAGAUGUACCAGGAUGCAGGGAGAUGUGUGCAGUGUGAGGGACAGCUCUUAUCUGCAGACAUACAGCAUCAAAUAUCUGAGUACAGCAGUGCUGCAGUAGCAUGCACUGGAAAAGAGGCCAAAAAGCUUCACAGUUUUGCCCUGCUUUGAUCACAUAAUGGAGAAACUCACCUCAAUUACUUUUCAAGCAGCUAAAUGCCCCACUUCCUCUGCAUUUUGCUAGUCUGCUCGCGAUAACUUUAUUUCCCAAGAGCUCUAACAGCCACUAGAGUAAGACUUAUAAAUCUGAACUGCCUCUGCCUGAAGAAAAUAUGGUUUCAUCACAUGUGUUUUUGUGAGUUCCCACAGGACUGUUCUCAACAUUCCUAUAUAGCAAAGCCACUGCUGCCUGUGUUGGCUGCCUACUCUGAUUUUCAGUAGAGGUGCUAUUCUUGUAAUUUUCCAUACAUUGAGAUUUGAUCUGCAGGCAACAAACACUGCACAUUAUGAGGUGCUUCGUGCAAAACUUCACCCUUGCACAGACUGAUUUCCUGUAUCACCAACCAUUCGUUAUCGGGUGACCUGCUGCCUACUAUCUCAUUAAAUGUCCAAUUUCUUUUUUUCA